Molecule: messenger RNA, 3208 nt
Organism: Gossypium raimondii (Peruvian cotton)
Lineage: Eukaryota; Viridiplantae; Streptophyta; Magnoliopsida; Malvales; Malvaceae
Product: chaperone protein ClpB1
Exons: 5
Coding region: 251-2989 (912 amino acids)
Biological process (GO): cellular response to heat
Cellular component (GO): cytoplasm
Molecular function (GO): ATP hydrolysis activity; ATP binding
Source: RefSeq, a predicted model, not a curated record
UUUCUAGCGGCAACUUCUUCUAUCAUCUUCCAGAUAAACUACCCUCUUUCACUCCUACAAAACCCCACUCUCCUCCUUUCCCACUUCUCUCAAAGAAAAAAACAUUAAAUCGCCACAAAUACUAUUUUAUUCUCCCGGAAAAAACACACCUCCAACAACAAGCAGACUCAAAUAAACUCUGUUUUUCGACUCAUCAUAUCAAAUCCUGUUCUCAACUUCGAUCACUUGUAAUAACAGAAGUAAAACUACGAUGAAUCCCGAUAAAUUCACUCACAAGACAAAUGAAGCUCUGGCCGCCUCUCACGAGCUAGCGAUGAGCAACGGCCAUGCUCAAUUCACCCCUCUUCACCUUGCUGUUUCUUUGAUCUCCGAUCCCACUGGCAUUUUCCCUCAAUCUAUCUCCAAUGCCGGUGGUGAAAACGCUGCUCAAUCCGCCGAGAGGAUCUUUAAUCAGGCCUUAAAGAAACUCCCAUCACAGUCGCCUCCGCCGGAUGAAAUCCCCGCCAGCACUUCCCUUAUUAAGGUACUCCGUCGUGCACAAGCUGCGCAAAAGGCACGCGGCGACACCCAUUUGGCCGUCGAUCAAUUGAUUCUCGGCCUUCUCGAGGAUUCCCAGAUCGCUGAUUUGAUAAAGGAAGCUGGUGUUGCUCCGGCAAAAGUGAAAUCCGAAGUAGAAAAGCUUCGAGGAAAGGAAGGGAGGAAGGUGGAAAGUGCUUCAGGGGAUACUACAUUUCAAGCUCUAAAGACUUAUGGCCGUGAUCUUGUUGAGCAAGCAGGAAAACUUGAUCCGGUGAUAGGCCGAGAUGAGGAAAUCCGAAGGGUUAUUCGGAUUCUAUCAAGGAGAACGAAGAACAAUCCAGUUCUCAUAGGAGAACCGGGUGUCGGUAAAACUGCAGUCGUAGAGGGCUUGGCUCAAAGGAUUGUUAGAGGGGAUGUUCCUAGUAAUCUUGCUGAUGUGAGAGUUAUCGCGUUGGACAUGGGUGCGUUAGUUGCUGGAGCAAAAUAUCGAGGUGAAUUCGAGGAAAGAUUGAAGGCUGUAUUGAAAGAAGUUGAGGAAGCCGAAGGGAAAGUGAUUCUCUUUAUCGAUGAAAUACAUUUGGUACUUGGGGCUGGUCGAACCGAGGGCUCCAUGGAUGCAGCUAACCUCUUUAAGCCUAUGCUUGCUCGAGGUCAACUUCGAUGUAUUGGUGCAACGACACUGGAGGAAUAUAGGAAGUAUGUUGAGAAGGAUGCUGCAUUCGAAAGAAGGUUCCAACAGGUUUAUGUCGCUGAACCGAGCAUUGCUGAUACAAUCAGCAUCCUUCGAGGGUUGAAAGAAAAAUAUGAAGGUCACCAUGGUGUUCGGAUACAAGACCGCGCUUUGGUGGUGGCAUCACAGUUAUCGAGUCGCUACAUUACAGGACGUCAUCUUCCUGACAAGGCGAUUGACUUAGUCGACGAAGCUUGUGCGAAUGUGAGAGUUCAGCUUGACAGUCAGCCUGAAGAGAUUGAUAAUCUCGAACGAAAACGAAUGCAAUUAGAAGUUGAGCUGCAUGCUUUGGAAAAGGAGAAGGAUAAAGCGAGCAAAGCUCGACUGGUUGAAGUACGGAAGGAGCUUGAUGACUUGCGAGACAAGCUUCAGCCGCUGAUGAUGAAAUAUAGGAAGGAGAAGCAAAGGGUUGAUGAGAUCCGACGAUUGAAACAGAAGAGAGAAGAGCUCAUGUUCGCCUUACAGGAGGCUGAAAGAAGAUAUGAUUUGGCAAGAGCUGCGGAUUUGAGAUAUGGAGCAAUUCAGGAAGUGGAAUCUGCGAUAGCGCAGCUUGAAGGAACCACAGAUGAAAAUAUAAUGUUAACGGAAACGGUUGGACCUGAACAUAUUGCAGAGGUUGUAAGCCGCUGGACUGGCAUUCCUGUCACGAGGCUCGGACAGAAUGAGAAAGAGAGGUUAAUUGGGCUUGCUGAGAGGCUGCACCAAAGAGUGGUGGGACAAAAUCAAGCGGUUGAGGCUGUUGCAGAGGCUGUUUUGAGGUCGAGAGCUGGAUUAGGAAGACCUCAACAACCGACUGGCUCGUUCCUUUUCUUGGGUCCGACUGGUGUUGGAAAAACAGAACUUGCUAAGGCACUGGCAGAACAACUCUUCGAUGACGAGAACCAGCUUAUCAGGAUUGACAUGUCCGAGUACAUGGAGCAACACUCAGUUGCUCGACUUAUCGGUGCACCACCAGGGUAUGUUGGACAUGAGGAAGGUGGGCAACUAACCGAGGCUGUAAGGCGAAGGCCAUACAGCGUUGUACUAUUUGAUGAAGUUGAGAAAGCACAUAUCUCUGUCUUCAACACACUGCUUCAAGUGCUGGAUGAUGGUCGAUUAACCGAUGGCCAAGGCCGCACUGUCGACUUCAGAAACACGGUGAUCAUCAUGACAUCAAACCUUGGAGCCGAACAUCUUCUGUCUGGGCUUAGUGGAAAAUCUUCUAUGCAAGUUGCACGCGAUCGCGUAUUGCAAGAGGUUCGGCGACACUUUAGGCCAGAGUUGCUUAACAGACUUGAUGAGAUUGUUGUUUUUGAUCCGCUCUCACACGACCAAUUGAGGAAAGUUGCUAGGUUGCAAAUGAAGGAUGUGGCAGUCCGACUUGCUGAGAGGGGAAUUGCAUUGGCUGUAACGGAUGCAGCUCUGGACUACAUAUUAGCAGAGAGUUAUGAUCCAGUUUACGGUGCGAGGCCUAUAAGGAGAUGGCUGGAGAAAAGGGUCGUAACGGAGCUGUCGAGAAUGUUAGUGAAAGAAGAAAUUGAUGAGAACUCCACAGUGUAUGUUGAUGCGAGUCCCAAAAGAAACGAGUUGGUGUAUCGGGUGGAGAAAAAUGGAGGCUUAGUUAACGCUGCCACCGGCCAAAAAUCAGAGGUAUUGAUCCAAAUCCCAAACGGGCAGCCAAGAAGCGAUGCUGCGCAGGCAGUGAAGAAGAUGAAGGUUGAAGAGAUGGAUGAGGAUGAGGAUGAGGAGAUGGAUAUGUAAAUGUUACGUGUGUUCUCUGUAUUUUUGGUUUAUAGGAUGUUGAAUGGUGAAAGGGUUUCUGUAGAAGCCCUUCUUGUUGAGUUUGCAAAUGUUCUAAUUUCUUCUAUGCAUUUUCAAAGUAAUUUCAAAUGUAUGUCCUUUUUUAAACGCAAUUUCAAGUGUGUUAUAUGUUUUUGUAUAUAACGGAAGUUAAUAAUUGAAAUUAUUUUAGAUAUAAAA